CGCAUUAGCGGUUUAAGAGAGGUUCGUGGGCUCGAAAUCUUAGGCCCGUUGGUUUAAAAAAAAAAAAAAAUUCGAUAAGUUUGAUGAAACGGGCCUUGCGCAUGAACCCGUAAGGGGCGGAUGUUGCCACGCGGCGUACGCUGGUUGGUCAAGCGUUCCGCGUUGACGAGGAGGAAAGUCGGGCCACGUCUUGUUUCUUCUCAUUUUCCCCUUUCUCUGAAAAACUAGGGUUUCACCGUGAGAGGCGACUUAUCGUGCGACGACGAUUCCCGGCGUUUUUCUCGACGUAAUCGACGACGUCCUCUUCUCUCCACCAGCGUAGAUGGAUCCGGAAGAAGAUAGAAGACAUUCAAAGAAGCAACAUGAACACAUCAACAUGUUAAGUUUCGUGGCGGAUUCUGAGUACGGUAUUCCUAAAAGGUGUCCGUGUGGUGGGAGACUCAUAAACGAGGUGCGCGGGGAGGAGGACUACGACACUCUUCCUGGGAAGCGGUUCUUCACCUGCAGAAACUACGAGGCUGAUGGGCUCCAUUAUCGUCAGCCUUGGGUGAUAGGUGUGCAGGAGGAGCUCGAGAGGCUAACUAAACGGGUGGAAGAGGCUGAGGAGGUGAUGCUGGGGGUGUCCACUCUUAGUAAACGGUUUGAGAGACUUGAGGAACAGGUUAAUUCACUCAAUGAGGCUGUCUAUGACCUCACUGUGCAGGUCCAUUCCCUCGAGAAGGUCUGCUUCGAUUGACAAUGAAAGGUUAGAGUCAGCUAAACUAUAUCUAGGGUAAUUGUUAUCUGUGGAUUGAAGUAGACGUAGGAGUAGAAGUAGAACAAAAGUAUAACUAUUUGUAGAACUAGAAGUAGACAUAAACUAAACUAGUACGAGAACUAGAAGUACAAGUAGAUAUUAAUUGUUGGUUGGUUGGUUGCUGUGAUUAAUGUUGAAUUGUACUUAGGUUGGUAGAGAUAGUUUAAUUUUCUCUCUUUUGAAACGGAAAAUACCCUGUAUUUUCGCCUGAUUUGAUGUCUAUUGACUGCUCAUUACUAUGUAGUAGUUCUGUAAUGAAUUUUGGUUGGUAUUGUUAGUUAAAUUUUAUCUCUUUCCACACGUAAAAACUUGUUUAAAAACAUAGUAACUCCAGCCUAAAAAUUUACAGAUACAUCUUAACACAAAACCAAAACAAAAACCGGUAACCCUCAAACCAAAACCAGAACACAAAACCCUCAAACAUGGAACCUUUUUCCCUUCACGGUCCCGGGUUUGUUAACCUAUUAGCUUCGCAGAGCAGUAGUCCAAUAGACGUUGACUCUGCUGAGGCUGCAGUUAACUCACCCGGGUUAGUUAAACCACCGGAAAGGAGAAAGUGGACAACCAAAGAAGACCUUGUACUGAUCAGUGCUUGGUUAAACACCAGCAAAGAUCCGAUAGUUAGUAAUGAACAGAAGUUAGGGACUUUUUGGAAGAGAAUUGAGGCGUAUUUCAAUUCUAGUCCUCAGCUCAUUGGCUCCCUUCCUCGAGAGUGGGGUCAAUGUAAGCAGAGGUGGGGAAGGGUGAAUGCAGAGGUCUGCAGGUUUGUGGGUUCCCAUGAAACGGCUCUGAAGGAGCAAUCGAGUGGGCAAAGUGAAAAUGAUGUCAUGAAGACUGCGCAUGACAUCUAUUUCAAUGACUACCAUCUCAAGUUUGCGCUUGAACAUUGCUGGAGGGAACUCCGGUUUGAUCAGAAGUGGAGGUCACACUCUCAGCCGAAGGAGAAAAGGAAGGAAGGUGGUGCGGAGGCGGUGCGUGAGGAGGAAGAGGUUAGGCCUCCUGGUGUUAAGGCUAGCAAAGCUGCUAAACGCAAGAAGCCAAAUGAAGCAGCUUAUGAUCAUAUACAUACCAUCCUAGCUGAGAAAAAUACCAUUUCCAGACAAAAGAUCCUUGAUCGUUUGCUAGCCAAAAACAUAGACACACUUUCUGAUAAUGAAGUGGCUCUCAAGAAUAAACUCAUCUCUGAAAUGCUUUGAUGUCUAUUGUGUGUAUUUUCUUGCUUUGCUUGAGUAGUUGAUGUGUAUUUCCUUGCUUUGCUUUACUGAUUAUGUUAGCUUUUCUUCUGCAGGUCACGGGUUGGAGGUGACAGUGUUGCAGGUCACGGGUUGGAAGUUUAGGUUGUUGCAGGUCACGGGUUAUGUUUCUUUCUACACUGCAGGUCAAUCAUGUACUAUGUCUAUGUAUUUUGCUAUUGUUGUAACUCUGAACUUGGUUCACGGAUGUACUGAACUUGAUUCACGGAUGUACUAUGUUGUAACUCUAUGUCUCUCUAUUUAAAUGAUGUCUCUACUCUCUGCUUUUUAAUCAAAGUGAUCUUCUAUUUCUUCUCUUGCUAUUGUUUCUCUUCUGUGUGUUGCUCUUGUUUGUCUUGUUUAUUUCAAAGUGAUCUUCUAUUUCUUCUCUUGCUCACGGAUGUACAACAUACAACAAACUACAACAACUAAAUUCAAACAACAAAAACCUACAACAAACUACAACGUAAAGGCCAAUGACCUGGCUUGUGGCAAUGGAAGCAAUCACCAGUUCGCAUGGCUAACCAAGGAGUGAAGUCCGUGACCAACAAACACACAUACAAGAGCAACUACCUUCAACAACAAACAAGAGCAACUACCUUCAAGAUUGGUAAGAAAAUAUGGUUGUAGAAUAAAAUAUGGAUGAAGAAAAAAUUGGAUUCUUUAAAAAAAUGGUUUAUGAAAAUUAGAAAGAAUUUUAGUUAAAAUAUAAUAUGAUUGAAGUUAAAAAUUGGAUGCUUAAAAAAAUAUGGUUGUAGAAAAUUAUAAAGAUUUUUAGUUAAAAUAUAAUAUGAUUGAAGUACAAAAAUAGGAUUCUUAAAAAAAAAAUGGUUUAUGAAAAUUAGAAAGAAUUUUAGUUAAAAUAAAAUAGGAUUGAAGUUAAAAAUUGGAUUCUUAAAAAAAUGGUUUAUGAUAAUUAGAAAGAUUUUUAGUUAAAAUAAAAUAGGAUUCUUAAAAUAAAAUAUUAAAUUACAAAUCCCCUUUUGUCAUGUUAGGAAGAAAACAUCAACAAUGUCAUCCUCAUCAAGUGAUGAAGUUGAUGAAGCUAUAGAAGAAAUGGUCGACGAAGUAGUUGAUAAUUACAUCGACUCAAUAGUUGAGGUCCAAGGUAAGAAGCCAAAAAGACGUGCUUAUAUCGACAGAGAUCGGGAACAAGGACACAAUCAACUAUGGAACGAUUAUUUCAAAGAAAAUCCUACAUACCCACCGGAAAUGUUUAGGAGGCGUUUUCGAAUGAACAAGCCAUUGUUCCUUCGCAUUGUCGAACGUAUAAGUAAUGAAGUUCCAUACUUUCAGCAAAGACGAAAUGCUCACGGGAGGAACGGGCUAUCUGCACUUCAAAAGUGUACGGCAGCUAUACGUAUGCUGGCAUAUGGUCAAUCGGGAGAUACAUAUGACGAAUAUCUCGACUCGGUGACAGUACAUCACGUUUGUGUUUGGCAAAUUUCACGGAUGCAAUAAUAGAAUUGUUUGGAAAUGAGUAUCUACGAAAACCUACAGCCGAAGAUCUUCAACGCUUACUCGAUGUUGGAGAGGUACGGGGGUUUCCGGGGAUGAUAGGCAGCAUCGACUGCAUGCAUUGGGAGUGGAAAAACUGCCCAACGGCUUGGAAAGGUCAGUUCACACGUGGUUCAGGAAAGCCGACAAUUGUCUUAGAAGCCGUGGCAUCACAAGAUCUUUGGAUAUGGCACGCAUUUUUCGGCUUACCAGGUACCCUCAACGAUAUCAAUGUUCUUGAUCGGUCCCCUGUUUUUGAUGACAUCUUACAUGGUCGAGCACCAAAAGUUAAGUUCAAGGUCAACAACCACACUUAUCGUAUGGCCUACUAUCUUACUGACGGAAUUUAUCCAAACUGGUCAACAUUUAUCCAAUCCAUCCCACUUCCUCAAGGUCCUAAAGCCGAGAAAUUUGCAGAAAAGCAAGAAUCCGCCAGAAAAGAUGUCGAACGGGCUUUUGGAGUAUUGCAAUCGAGGUUUGCAAUUGUUAAAAACCCAGCUCUCCAAUGGGACAAGGAGAAGAUAGGAAAGAUCAUGAGAACUUGUGUCAUAUUGCACAAUAUGAUAGUAGAGAACGAACGACACGGAUACGCUCAAAUUGAUACUUCUGAGUUCGAGUCCGGAGAAUCAAGCAGAACUUCGAGGGUGACAAGGAGAGAAAGCAUUCAUGUCGGUGAUAUGUUAGGCAUGCGCAGAGAAGUUCGAGAUCCAGAGAAGCAUGCUCGUUUGAAAGCUGAUUUGAUGGAAAAUAUAUGGCAAAAGUUCGGUGAUGAAGAUGAAUAAAUAAGUUAUGUAUGUUAGAAAAAUUUCUCUUUUAUGUAAUGUACUUUUAAUGUAUUGAAUAAAAUGUUUUCAUAAUUUUAAUAAUAUGUUUUAAUAUUUUAUUCAUCUUUUCUGAAUAUUUUAAAUUUUUUUUAAAAAAAUUAAUAUUAUUAUUUUAUUCCUAUGAACUCUUUCAUCGGGUUCACUAAUGCAGAAAACAGCAUAUCCAAGUUCAUAACUGUUCAUGGGCCCACGAAAAAAUAAUAAAAAAUGUU
Messenger RNA from Brassica rapa (field mustard), 4561 nucleotides. RefSeq names its product glutathione S-transferase T3. Lineage: Eukaryota; Viridiplantae; Streptophyta; Magnoliopsida; Brassicales; Brassicaceae. The record is from RefSeq and is a predicted model, not a curated record.